AUGAGUAAUAAUAUUGAGAGAAGCUUUUCUGUGAAGAAUAGGAAUUUUCAUCCAGAAGAGACUACUCAAAGCAGUGGCAAAGUCAAAGUCACUAGACACUUUACUAAUCAAGUUUAUUAAGCAUAAAACUCAGAACAAAAACCGACCAAAGAUGUUGAGAAGGUGAAUGAACUAAUCAAAUUGAGUGAAUAGAUCAAGAAGGAAUUGUUGAAGGUUAAGUUUUGUACACUCUGCAAGAGAAAGUUUUAGAGUAUCAAAUACUUAAUUGAACAUGAAGAGAAUUCAGAAGUACACAAAAAGAUUAAAUAAUGA
This is a messenger RNA of Paramecium octaurelia, 312 nucleotides long. NCBI's taxonomy places the organism in Eukaryota, Ciliophora, Oligohymenophorea, Peniculida, Parameciidae. The record is from the annotation of a GenBank genome assembly.